Hirsutella rhossiliensis is the source of this 3120-nucleotide messenger RNA. RefSeq names its product zinc finger, c3HC4 type (RING finger) domain-containing protein. NCBI's taxonomy places the organism in Eukaryota, Fungi, Ascomycota, Sordariomycetes, Hypocreales, Ophiocordycipitaceae. Gene Ontology annotation, biological process: protein ubiquitination; ubiquitin-dependent protein catabolic process; mitotic cell cycle checkpoint signaling. The transcript is spliced from 6 exons. Gene Ontology annotation, cellular component: nucleus. The record is from RefSeq and is a predicted model, not a curated record. Bases 1 to 3120 code for a protein of 1039 amino acids. Gene Ontology annotation, molecular function: protein binding; metal ion binding; ubiquitin-protein transferase activity.
AUGGAUUCUCGAAAGCCCAGCCUGGACCUGGAAACGGAGUUGACGUGCUCGAUAUGUACUGAGCUCCUCUACCAGCCGCUCACGCUGCUCGACUGCCUCCACACCUUUUGCGGCGCGUGCCUCAAGGAGUGGUUCAGCUUCCAAGCCGCCACCGCCGAGAGAUCCCCGACGCCUCUCGCGACCGGAGCCGCCGUAUUUACCUGCCCGUCAUGCCGAAGUGCCGUGCGAGACACGAGGCGCAAUGCCACCGUCGUCACCCUGCUCGACAUGUUCCUUGCCGCCCAUCCGGCAAAGGCGCGCUCGGCGGCCGACAAGGAAGAGAUGGGCGCAAAGUACCAGCCGGGCGACCAAGUCCUUCCCAAGGUCAACUUGCGUGAGCCGACGGCGGGGGAAAGGCGCGCAGAAGAGGAGGAUCGGCGGCUGCUGGACGGGCCGCCACCGAGGUCGCGGAGGCGCACGCAGAGCCGUUCUGCCGACGACCGCGCUCGGAACAGCAGGAAUCAAAGCUCCGACGGUCACUCGAGACGCAGGAGAGAAGGUAGCCGUCGCCCAGAACGAAGGCAAAGAGAGUGGGGCGAGGCCUGGCCGCGUCAGGUUGAACAUCAAUCAUCCCUGAGGUCUCUGAUUGGAUCGGCGAACAUGGGCGAGCGGGACAUUGAAAGGGAGAUUGAGGAGCUGGCUCGCCAGAUUCAGGAAGAGGGGCUCCUCGACGGCCUAGACUUGGACAACAUCGACCUGAGCCGAGACGACGAGCUGAGUCGCCGCGUCACCGAGGCUUAUCGUCGGCGGCAGAGAGAGCGGUCACGGCAAGAGACGGCAAGACGCAGCAACAACGGCGCGGCCAGACCGACCGACUUGCCCUUGACCGACUCCAGACGGCGGGCGCCGGACAGCAGCCGGCCCCGUACCGGAUCAAGGCCACCAAGCGGGAAUGGCCACUCCGAAGACCGCAGCAGGCCGCCACCAGCCAACCACUCGAAUCUCGAGGUGCGCGAUCCCGGGCGACGCACGAGACGGCGGACGGCUAGCGGCGGCCGCAGCGCUACAGCGCCGCUCUUCUCCCCUGGCCUUGAAGCCCGGCCGGCGGCUCGUUCCCAGACGGACCUGAUUUUCGGUGAGCGACGCAGCUCCAGCACGCCUUCGGUGCCGGCCCCCUUGCUGCCUCCCGGCGAGCUGCCCUUGAGCGCGAAUAACAACGCGUCGUUUGCCGACCGGGCGCCGCAAUGGAACCCGGCGGUGGGGGAGGCUCCGGCGAACAGUCACCGCGAGCCGGCAUCGACACCACCAUCUAGGGCGCAUCGGCCGUCGGAACUGGCCAUUGUGCACUCAGCAGUGUCGAGCCCCAUUAGCAGCCCUACCACAGGCCACCCGCGCGCGAGACCGCAGCUGUACCCCGAGCCAUCCAUCACUUGCUCGCGGUGCAGCAAAACGCACAUCGAGUACGAGCUGCAUUACAACUGCGUGACGUGCGCCGGCGGGCAGUGGAACAUCUGCCUCGACUGCUAUCGGGCGGGCAAGGGGUGUCUCUACUGGUUCGGGUUCGGCUACGGCGCAUGGAACAAGUGGGAAAAGGCACAGCAGCAGGACGAGUCAUUGGCCAGGCCCCAUAUGCUGACGGCCAGCCGCUACCUCCCGCCGCCGUCAACGCCAGGUGGUGCCGACGGAAGAAAGACGCUGACGGCAAACGACCCGAAGACGAGGCUGGAGACUGGCACCUUUUGUGCGAGGUGCUUUGCCUGGACCAACUUUUGCUUCUGGCGCUGCGACGUGUGCAACGAGGGAGACUGGGGGUACUGCAACAACUGCGUCAACCAGGGCAAGUCAUGCACCCACAUGCUCCUCCCCCUGUCCCACGAGCCCCCGCCGCCGGCCCCUGGUCGCCCGCGCGGCCCGCGAUCGCCGGGCCGGCCGGCGACGGCGACCAUCUUUAGCGGACCGCAGGCAUCCAGCAUGGGGCCCUUUAAGCCGCUCACCUUUAGGACAAGGUGUGACGUCUGCCAGGACUCCAUUGCGCCCUCGCAAGUGCGCUACCACUGCUUCAGCUGCACGAGUGUGCUGGUUCCAGACGCGCCGCCGGGAGACUACGACAUUUGCGCGUCGUGCUACGGCAACCUCGUCGCCCAGGGGCAAAUCAGCGCGGAAAACGGGCAUUCCGGGUGGCGGAGGUGUCUCGGCGGGCACAGGAUGGUAGUCAUUGGCUUCGUCGACGGCAAGGUUGGGCAGUGGAGGUACGUCGAGCGCGACCUCGUGGGUGGACGAGCCUUGCGCUCCGAGCUCCUGGAAGAGACGGAGAGCCGGGGCCACCAAGGCGGUCUCCAGGCAUGGUCGUGGCGCCGGGGCGACGAGACGUGGCGGCGGCUGGUGACGACGGACGUGUCGGCAACGGCGCCGCCGCCGACGCCCGGAUCGGGCCCGGGCGGCUUCACGCAGGGCUUCCCGCCGGACGGAGGGUCGGGGAUGCGGGCGCACGGGCGCUGGCCGUGGUAUCCGCAGGCGGCGGCUGACGACGAGCUGCUCUUCCCACGGGGCGCCGAGGUGCGGGAGAUUGAGGACGUCAACGGCGAGUGGUUCUUUGGCACGUACAUGGGGGCCAAGGGGCUGUUUCCCUCGGGGUAUUGGCUAAAGGACGCCAUCGAGGACGGGGUCAACAAGGUCUACUUCAUUGUCGGCUACUACACUGUUCUCGAUGCCACGAUGGUCCAGGGGCUCAAGCAGAGUUCCAAAUCCAACGUCAAGGGCGAGGUCCCAGUGGCGGGCAUGGUGACUCACGGGGCGACGGCGCUCAUCCCCGAGGUGCUGAACCUAGACGUGGGCGGUUCUAUAAAGCGCGAGAGUAGUCACGCCGAGGCAGACGCUUCGUACAUGGAGGGCGAACGGGUGUACGCCUUCUGCUAUCGCCAGAUCAAUUUCAGCAUUUUCACUCUUGGAAACAAAGCGGCCUCGGCAAGGCUCCAGCACGACAAUUGCUGGGCUCUCACGGCAGAUAACAGGGGCCAGGAUGACGGGGAAGACGACGAGGGUGUUCAGGUUGAUCUAGCCGAGAAUGACGAGGCCGGAGAGGCUGGCGAGGAUAGGUUCAAGAUUCUAGGCGCUGGCGCCAAGUCUGACGACGAAGAAUGA